CUUACACACUACAACGUAUUCGCAGCUUCCUGGUUGGCAUUCAACACAACCUGCCAUUUUACAGGCUCUCUGACAUACUGACAAGAUCUUUUAGUGUCGUGUGCUUCGUGUUCAUUCUCCCCUGAUUGAAUUUUAAGAAACCAUGAACAAAAAUAUGCCUCGCCAAAGGACGAAACUUUCAAUAGAAGCUUCGCUUGUGUGAGUGGAGUACUGCAUCUGAGCUGUUUGGUACGCCGUUCUGAAGUCAAUGUCUUUGGGUAUGGCGAAAAGUCUGUCGCGUAGGUGUCUCCAUUAAGACAAGACUUUGUGAGAUCGGGUUUCCUUCCAGAAGCCAUCUUUAUUCAUUCUGGAAUCGAGCACAUAAUAUUAUGUCAUAGAGCGCUAUUGCACAAGGUGAAUAUUAUGCUCUUGGGUGUAUGCGCUGUUUUAAGUGUAGAAGAGGCCGGUCUCGACUGUCUACUAAAGUCGAUGAUAUUUGUUUUCUUUAAAAUAAUUACGGACGAAUUAUAGGUUGUUGUUUUUUUCAUCAAGAGAAUUUAUCUGUCCCAUGUGACAGCAAACUACACGUGUUGCGUUCAUGUAUUGUUUUCUGUGUUCCAGGAUGCUGAUGUUUAGAGAUUGAGAAAACAACGACAGCGCUAAGAGUGUUUUGAUAAUUUGCCUACCAUCUCACCAUGGUUGGGUUUUUUUUCUCAGUCCACCAAGUAUUAGAUAGAAAGGAGAUGAAGAUAGUGUUCUUAUUGACAUGGUGAAGAUAAUCACGGCUUUAAAAUAGAUCUAGUCUCACAACAUGUAUGGUGACACUUGACAUUUGUUGUCCCCCCCCCUCCCCCCUCUUAGAUUAUUUGUUUUUUUGUUUAGCCGUUUAUGUGAUACCUCUCAACACGUCGGUACAAAGCAGCGGAAGUGACACUUCCUAGUCAAGAGUAGAGCAGAGGAGAGGAGAGGAGAGGAGAGUAGAGUAGAGUAGAAGACAACAGGGCGUGAGCGGUGAUGACAGUGACCUCUAUUGUGCUCAUCACUUGAGCAGGCAAUGUUGGCUGUGCGACUUGUGGCGGGGAUCUUCUUCUGUCCCCGUUAGUGAACGAUGUAGACCUAGAUCUAGUGAUCCACGCGAGACAUAAAGAGAAAACAAAGCUAAGCAGCGAUGAACACGAGACGAUAAUCAGCAUCUUAUGUCUUAUUUUAUUUAUUUAUUUUUUGUUUGUUUGGAUGUAACGACGUACCAAAAGUUACCGAAAGCGAGGAACCCCAAGUAAGGAAAACAUAACAGCAGCAUUUACACAAAAGCUCAAAAAGGAUAUUUUAAAACUACAGAUCGUCACCUCCCGGCAUCAGAUGCAAUUACGCGUCAGUUUAUGCUGAAGAAAAAAAAGUCACGUGGUUGGGACAACAAAAGAGACAACGGCUUUCAAGAUGGAUUUCCACACUUCGCCAUAUCGAUUCUAUUUCAUCGUCUUCAUUGUGGUGUUUACUAUAAUUUCUUCUCCUGUAUCGAGUCGAGUGUUGAUGACGACAGAGUCAGGCACACAAAGUCUGGCGGUCACUUCUGAGCAGCCGGAUUACCUGAGGAUUGUGGGUCUGGCCUGCACGUCUAUAUAUCUGGAGCCAGGCCUGCAACUUGUCUGCGACAGCUCCAUGCCAGCCAUGUGGCAUUACCGGGGCUUCCGAUGGUCUCAGUCAGUUGAGACGUCCCCAAAUCAGAGCGAGUGAAACCUUCCCCCACCACGACGCUCCCAACGCCACCCGUUUAUCACGACGAUCCGGAGGAUACGUAUUAUUAUUAUUAUCACUCUCAAGAUGAUGAAGACGACGAGGACGAUGCCAUGUACACACCCGAUGAUGAUGAAGAUGAUAACGUGUUCUCGGACCAUGACUUGUCAGAUGACACAGACACACACACGGACACACACACGGACACACACACGGACACCCACACAGACACACGCACAGUCAAACCCACAGACACACACACAGACAUGCACACAAACGGCACCCCUGAGACAGAUCCAACGGAGUCGAGCACUACGCAGGAAGUGAAACCUACUGUAAGGAGAAAAGUAAACGAUACUUUUUCCCAAGUUCGCCGUGGUCCAGGCGGAGCCAAAAGUCCACUCCAUUCCCAUCCAAGUGGUCGUCGUGUCCAGCGUAGUCCCCGCCUGUGCCAUUGCCGCGCUUUUUGCCCUGUUCCUCUGGAGGAGACAGUGCCGGAAACAGACGGCGAUAUCACGUGACCGGACCGGACUGAAUUUGGACCAGGUGCUGACCCCGCUGAGGUCUGACAUAGACUACGCGGGUUAUGCCCCUUACAUGAGCUCCUCACUGUCCAGGAUGAGUCAUCACGCUCUCACUGACCAGAGCCCUCGCCGCCUCGUCGAUGCCACGCCCACUGCUGACGUCACCCAGUCAUGUGAUCGUUGGGAGUUCCCCCUGGAGCAGCUGAGCUUCGGAGCCAAGCUGGGUGAGGGAGCGUUUGGCUGCGUCCUUCAAGCCCAGGCGUCUGGUAUCUGCCGCUGUUCUGACAUGACCACCGUGGCUGUCAAGAUUGCCAGAGGAGAACUUUACGUCAUCGUGGAGUACUGUCGCUAUGGCAACCUAAGAGAUUACGUGCGUGCCCAUGCGCAAGACAUCCAGCUGCUAUUAAUAGACGAAGAGACCGCCUCUAGCACAUUACGUCAUAAGGGGCAUGUCUCCCACAUGGACGCUGACAACAUGUCGCUCUCUUCCGGACACGACGAAUGUGGAGGCAAGUUGCUGGACUCAUCCAGAGCUGACUAUGUGAAUGGACGGCGCCUCAAGGCGAAGACCCAUACCCCGGCGUAGACCCAACUCAUAUCGUGGCCUACUUAAGGAACGGAAAACGACUCGACUCACCCCGGCUGGCCCCUUAUGAAAUGUGUGAGAUUAUGCACGAUACCUGGAAGCAUAAGCCGUCCGAGCGACCCACGUUCCCACAGUUGGCGAAACGGCUGGAGAGUUUGCUGGACUGCUGUGUGCAACACUAUCUCAGAGAUGUUGAUGUACAGCACAGAAGCGAGCAAACAGCCACGAAGACCCCAACCUUUCCCGCCAACAGCUGCAACAGCGACGAGUGCUGCCAAAGCCUGGGAACAGAGUUUCCCAGCAACUCGGGCAGACGAAAGGAAGCGGAAGUUGACUCCAAGAUCGGCAGCCAUCUUGGUUUACCACACGGGGAAGAGUGCCGCCGUCUGUCCACUCAUUCAAGGGCAGAUAACGCUUACCUUACUAUGAAGAAAAAAUUGUCGGCUGCUGUCGCUAAUGCUGUGAGUUCAGCAGACGGCAAUGGUCACUGCUGUGUGGAGGAUCUCCAGGUGAGGUUAAAAGAAGACCCGGCCGGUUGCAAACUUAGCGGCCAGGGCUCACUGACUACGACAGGUGAAAGUGAAACGGAGAACAAAACACAGAACUUACUGUCCGUCUCCGGCAGAGACGGAAAAGAAACGGGUUACCGGAACAUGUUCGUUGGGAGGGGGGCAUCUUCCAAUUCAUCUGUCGCGGUUUCACAACAAGAUCUUCUCACCCCCUCUGAUAGGGCGCACACGACUACCGAUGACGACAUCAAACAGUGGGAGAGAAAAGCAUUGAAUGAUGAUGUCACGAAAUCGGAGACGUGCGAGGGGAACACGGCUGAUCAUGACGGCGCUGAAUUACAGAAGUGUAGGCCUAAGGGAGGUCAUUCACCAAAAGGCUGUCCACCUUCCACAAAUACUCUGGCUUCUCUCCCUUGCCGAGGCGAUCAGGUUGGUGACGUCACGGGACCCGGAAGUAACCCGCAGAGUCCCAGUUUCAGUAACUGUACAUACUUCAGUGGAGACUUUCCCCUUCCCGAAGCGUUGUGAAAAGAGAUUUUCACGUCAUGUUUUUUGUUGUUGUAAAUAAUGUACAUAAAAUGAAAAAAACAUAAAAAAUCAAACAAACAACAA
Aplysia californica (California sea hare) is the source of this 3944-nucleotide messenger RNA. RefSeq lists its product as uncharacterized. NCBI's taxonomy places the organism in Eukaryota, Metazoa, Mollusca, Gastropoda, Aplysiida, Aplysiidae. Gene Ontology annotation, molecular function: ATP binding; transmembrane receptor protein tyrosine kinase activity. Gene Ontology annotation, cellular component: signaling receptor complex. Gene Ontology annotation, biological process: protein phosphorylation; multicellular organism development; positive regulation of kinase activity. The record is from RefSeq and is a predicted model, not a curated record.